Messenger RNA from Myotis myotis, 546 nucleotides. RefSeq names its product keratin-associated protein 9-1. The transcript is spliced from 2 exons. NCBI's taxonomy places the organism in Eukaryota, Metazoa, Chordata, Mammalia, Chiroptera, Vespertilionidae. Gene Ontology annotation, cellular component: keratin filament. The record is from RefSeq and is a predicted model, not a curated record. The coding region runs from base 1 to 546 and encodes 181 amino acids.
AUGUGCUGCUCCCCUUGCUGCCAGCCCACCUGCUGUGGGUCCAGCUGCUGCCAGCCUUGCUGCCGUCCAUGCUGUGUGUCCAGCUGCUGCCAGCCAUGCUGCCGCCCAUGCUGUGUGUCCAGCUGCUGCCAGCCUUGCUGCCGCCCAUGCUGUCCUUGCUGUCGCCCAUGCUGUGGAUCCAGCUGCUGCAGUCCAUGCUGUGGGUCUAGCUGCUGCCAGCCUUGCUGCCGCCCAUGCUGUGUGUCCAGCUGCUGCCAGCCUUGCUGCCGCCCAUGCUGUGGAUCCAGCUGCUGCAAUCCAUGCUGUGGGUCUAGCUGCUGCCAGCCUUGCUGCAGCCCAUGCUGUGGAUCCAGCUGCUGCCGCCCAUGCUGUGUGUCCAGCUGCUGCCAGCCUUGCUGCCGCCCAUGCUGUGUGUCCAGCUGCUGCCAGCCUUGCUGCCGCCCAACCUGCUGUCAGACCACCUGCUGUAGGACUACCUGCUGCAGACCCAGCUGCUGCUGCCGCCCAUGCUGUGUGUCCAGCUGCUGCCAGCCUUCCUGCUGCUGA